CUCUGUCGCCCAGGCUGGAGUGCAGUGGCACAAUCUCGGCUCACUGCAAGCUCCGCCUCCUGGGUUCACGCCAUUCUCCUGCCUCAGCCUCUCCGAGUAGCUGGGACUACAGGCGCCCGCCACCACGCCCGGCUAAUUUUUUGUAUUUUUAGUAGAGACGGGGUUUCACCGUGGUCUCGAUCUCCUGACCUCGUGAUCCGCCCGCCUCGGCCUCCCAAAGUGCUGGGAUUACAAGCGUGAGCCACCGCGCCCAGCAAAUGUGCUUCUUUAUUUAACCAUUAGAUAGCAAGAUCUGGUGGUGGCCCAAUAACUGUGAUAAUUUUGAAGAUAUAAUGAAUCUAAACAGUAUAUAGAGGCAUUUGUGACAGCUGUGAUAGGAAGUUAUCUGUUAUUUUGAUUUGUGACAAAGCCACAGGUAUUGCUAAUUCUGCUGUGGUUUGUUGCCUAAUUUAUAGUGGAAGGAAAGGUGGAAUAUCAGUUACAGAUUAGAGACAGAUGUGAUCUCUUCCUAUCUAAGUUCCAGGUGCAGGGAAGUGGGUGUUGCUGUGUGGUGAGGGUGAAGAGGUUUUCAGGAAAUUUGGGUUUAGGAAGAGAAAAUGUUCCUAAAAGAGGGGACAAGGAUCCACAUGCGUGGUGGGCCAAGAGGGUGGGCGGAUCCUGCCGGAGCCUCCUCCCACCUGGAGGGGUCCCAGUGUCCACCUUCCCUGCCCCAGCCCACCUCCUCGAGGUACUGGGAGGCUGGAUAAAGUCCUCGGCUGGGCCACACCCCACCCCAAAUUCUCCCUGUCCCGCCCUAGUGGCCCAGGCCACCCUGGCCUGCUUCCUUCCGCAAGGCACCUCACCUUCUGUGCCCAGACCAUUAGCCAACGCGGUGACCCUGACCCCGGCCCAGGCCCUGCUAAUGAAAAGGAAAGCCCGUACGCACUCGGCCUGACCCACGGCGACCUUCUGUGACCAAUCAUACUACCAACCUCUUAAACAGAGCUCCACCGACGCAAUGCCCAAGCAUAAAAAGGCCAGGCCGGAGAGACCGCCACCAGUCACGGACCCUGGAUCCAGAGCACCCGCACCAUGGCCGGCCCCAGCCUCGCCUGCUGUCUGCUCGGCCUCCUGGCGCUGACCUCAGCCUGCUACAUCCAGAACUGCCCCCUGGGAGGCAAGAGGGCCGCGCCGGACCUCGACGUGCGCAAGUGCCUCCCCUGCGGCCCCGGGGGCAAAGGCCGCUGUUUCGGGCCCAAUAUCUGCUGCGCGGAAGAGCUGGGCUGCUUCGUGGGCACCGCCGAGGCGCUGCGCUGCCAGGAGGAGAACUACCUGCCGUCGCCCUGCCAGUCCGGCCAGAAGGCGUGCGGGAGCGGGGGCCGCUGCGCAGUCUUCGGCCUCUGUUGCAGCCCGGACGGCUGCCACGCCGACCCUGCCUGCGACAUGGAAGCUACCUUCUCCCAGCACUGAAACCUGAUGGCUCCGAACACCUUCGAAGCGCGCCACUCACUUCCCCCAUAGCCACCCCAGAAAUGGUGAAAAUAAAAUAAAGCAGAUUUUUCUCCUCUA
This is a messenger RNA of Symphalangus syndactylus (siamang), 1548 nucleotides long. RefSeq names its product oxytocin/neurophysin I prepropeptide (gene OXT). The record is from RefSeq and is a predicted model, not a curated record. Gene Ontology annotation, molecular function: neurohypophyseal hormone activity; oxytocin receptor binding; V1A vasopressin receptor binding. NCBI's taxonomy places the organism in Eukaryota, Metazoa, Chordata, Mammalia, Primates, Hylobatidae. Gene Ontology annotation, cellular component: extracellular region; secretory granule.